Molecule: messenger RNA, 4380 nt
Organism: Aspergillus eucalypticola CBS 122712
Lineage: Eukaryota; Fungi; Ascomycota; Eurotiomycetes; Eurotiales; Aspergillaceae
Product: DUF1793-domain-containing protein
Exons: 7
Coding region: 1-4380 (1459 amino acids)
Biological process (GO): carbohydrate metabolic process
Source: RefSeq, a predicted model, not a curated record
AUGUAUCUAGACUUCACCAAGAGCCUCGGUAUUGGCUCGCUCACUACCAUGCUUCUCUCCGCAUUUUCUCCACGAGAGCGAGCUCUUGUUGUUCAUCAGCCAGCGCUACCUCCAUCCUAUCCGCUGGCUGUCCGGAGUCCCUAUCUCUCGGCAUGGAUGCCCAGCGAUCAGGUUCAGACAUUGCCGUAUGCGGAGCCUCAGUUCUGGGCGGGACAGAGUCUCACCUGGUCGGUUAUGGCUCGCGUAGAUGGCCAGGCGUACAGUUUGAUGAGCGUCAAGAAUCCGGGCGAGAACAUCCGUCCUGCUAUCGUUCGAAGCGCCGAGUAUACUGCGACUCAUUCGGUGUUUACUCUAUCCGCUGGCUCAGUGUUUUUCACUUUGGAUUUCUUCUCGCCCAUAUCGCCCUCAAACUAUCUGCGACAGUCCCUCCCUUUCAGCUACUUGACCGUUUCUGUAUCGGAGGGUUCUUCCAAGAACAUCCAGAUCUAUUCCAGCAUUGACGGAAGGUGGACGGGCAAGCCACAACAAACCACACGUGGUUUCCGCGAGAUCGGCUCCACGGCUGUCUUUUCCUUGGGGUUGAAGAACGGCGUCCCUUACUCUGAAGUGGAUGACAUGGCCACUUGGGGCGAGGCGAUAUUCGCCUCUCGUCCGACUUCCGGGUCCAAACUCUCCUUCUCAUCCGGUAAACGUGGUGAUGUGCGUUCUCAGUUUGUCAGUACUGGCAGGCUGGUCGACAACCGCCAGUCAUGGGCUCCAGGAGGGAUUGUGGCGCUUUCGCACGAUUUAGGAAGGGUUGACAGUGGAGAAUCAGUGACAUUUGCUGUUGGACAUGUGCGCGAACAGUCCAUUAAUUACCUGGGCAAGCCAUACACCGGUUAUUACCGAUCGCAGUACCCGGAUAGCCACAACGCGGUCUCUUACUUCCUUGACGACUAUGACGACGCUCUGCAGGAGUCCCGGGUGCUCGAUACGGAGAUGGCCAAGCAAGCCAAAGCAGCGGCUGGCCAGAAGUACGCCGAUAUCGUCACACUGUCGGCUCGCCAGGCGUACGGAGGGAUAGAGGUGACCAUUCCUAAUGACACUCUGGACACCACCGAUGUUCUGGCAUUCAUCAAAGAGCUUUCCAGCAAUGGUAACCUCAACACAGUGGACGUUAUCAUGCCCGCCUUCCCAAUUUACUACGUUCUGGACCCGGACUACAUCCGCCUUCUGCUGGAACCGAUGAUGAGAUACCUGGCUGCUGGCCGCUGGCAAAAGCCGUAUGUGAUUCACGACAUGGGCAAGCAUUACCCCAAUGCCAUCGGGCAUGACAAUCAGAAGGCCGAGCCAAUGCCAAUCGAGGAAUGUGGAAAUCUAAUGGUACUGAUCCUGGCCUACGUGCGAGCAACGGGUGACACCGAAUGGGCCGCCCAGUACACUGACCUCCUGAGGGGCUAUGCGGACUACUUGGUCGAUAAUGGUGUUGAUAUCACCAAGCAGCUGUCAUCCAACGACGCGGCUGGUGCACUUGCCAAUGAGACGAACCUUGCCAUCAAGGCGGCCGUCGGUAUCAAGGCAUUCGGCGAACUAACGGGACUUUCCGAAUACUCUGAAAUCGGCGAAGCGCGCGCGGAUCUGUUCUUCACCCAGGGCCGUGGAACAGACGGGAAUAAGACACACUUCGUGCUGCAAUACCCCGACAAGCCAGCCUCGUGGAAAAUUCCAUACAACCUCUACCCAGAUGUACUACUUGAUCUUCAGACCUUCCCCAAAGCGGCAUACGAAAUGGGAAAUACCUUCUUCAAGUCUGUUCGAGCUGAAUAUGGGGUUCCGUUGGAUAACCGGCAAGACUGGGCCAAGUCGGACUGGAACAUGUGGUUGGCAGGCACAUUUGACGCCGACACUCGGUCUGAGUUUGUGGAUGAUCUCUGGAGUUUCAUGACCAACGGAAAACACAACUGGCCGUUCUCCGAUCGGUACGUUGCCACAUCCGCCAAGGGACGGAGCCCUGGGGUGCCUGUAUUGUGCCGAGCUCGCCCAACAGUGGGUGGUCAUUUUGCCCUGAUGGCACUACAAGGGCCCAAAUCUCUUCAGGCUGCUGUGUCGAGGCAGGUGUUUAGUGAAGGAGGCAACAAAGGAGGCAGUGGCAGCCAGGAGAUUUUUUUGAACCAGGGAGAGAAUCUGAAACACCCGCUGCAGAGAUUUCUCGAGUUACUCCGUAGAAGUCAACCCAUUCACCUAUCGGUGUUACUCCUGUGGUUGUGGGUGUUGUUGUUGUUGUCCCUUGCGCCCCCCCGUCCUCCACACAACUUCGGUCCUCAAGGCUAUCCCCUCCCCAACGGUGCUGUUCCUUCUGGUCCCGUCCCCGGCGCCGCCCCUCUCCUUCCCAACAAUGGUCGAAUCAUUCAGAAUGGUCCCGUCAGAGUGCUGUGCAUUGCGGACGUGCGAGGUAAUCUGAAGUCCUUGAAUGAGUUGGCCAGGCAGGCCCGUGCAGACCAUAUCAUCCACACUGGUGACUUCGGUUUCUACGAUGACACUUCGCUCGAGCGCAUUGCAGACAAGACUCUUAAGCACGUGGCCCAAUACUCUCCCCUGCUCCCCGAGAAUGUCAAGCGCACGAUUGCCCAGACUCCUCCCCAGCAGUCGAUCAAGCAACGAUUCACCCCCGAUCAGCUACCCCUCUCUGAGCUUCCCAUGCUGCUCGACAAGCGGCUCACCCUCGAUGUUCCUGUCUACACUGUCUGGGGUGCCUGCGAGGAUGUUCGCGUGUUGGAGAAGUUCCGUUCGGGAGAGUACAAGGUUGACAAGCUGCACAUCAUCGAUGAAGCCAACUCGCGGCUACUCGACAUUGGCGGUGUGAAGCUCCGUCUCCUGGGUCUGGGAGGAGCUGUGGUUAUGCACAAGCUGUUCGACAAUGGCGAGGGCAAGACUACUAUUGCUGGUGGUCAAGGCACCAUGUGGACAACCCUGCUGCAAAUGGGAGAGCUGAUUGACACAGCAAACCGUGUAUACGACCCCUCAGAGACCCGGAUCUUCGUCACGCACGCGUCGCCGGCUCGUGAGGGCAUGCUGAACCAGCUGUCGGUCACGCUCAAGGCCGAUUUCUCCGUCUCCGCUGGCUUGCACUUCCGUUACGGCUCGUCCUACAACGAAUUCUCCGUCAACCCCUCCCUUGACCACUACCGGGGCAAGCUUGCCGCUUCCAAGGCUUCCUUCAAUGAUGUGUGGGAGACUGUCCGCGGCGAGGUCGAGGCCGCCAUUUCGCAGAACGAGGCUCAGAAGACUUUGCUCGACAAUGCCCUGGAGGUGGUCACCAAGAUGCCUACCGUUGCCAACGGUGGCAACCCGUUCGGUGGACCUGCUGCCCCCGGCAACGCAGCUGGCCAGGUCGACGAAAGCGCCUUCAAGAACAUGUGGAACUUCAACUUGGCGGACGCAGCAUUCGGCUUCUUGGUGCUUGAGAUCGAGUCGGGCCGCAUCGCUACCGAAAUGCGCGCUCAAGGAUUCAACUUUGCCCACCGUACUGGCAAGCCCCAGCCCGCUGGCCCAGCCCAGCCCGCUCCCGUCCCCGCUGGCGCCCCCGCUGGAAUUGCCUCGCCUCGCGUUCCCGGAGCUGCUCCCCAAUUCGGUCAGGCCCAACCUGUUCCCGCCCGCACGGGUCCCCUUCCCCAACAGCAGGCCCCGGCUCAGGCCAAGGCUCCCGCCGCCGCUCCCGCUCGUACAUCCCCCGUUCCCGUGAUCCCUAAGCCUGCUACACCUCAGCCUGCCGCCGCCGCCGCCGCUGCUGCGCAGCCCGCCGUGACGUCCCCGGAGAGAACCACGACCACCGAGGCCAAUGGUACCGCUCAGCCUGAGAAGCCCUCCGAAUCCCCGCUGCCUAAGAUUGAGAAGAAGCAGAGCAACGGCCUCUUCGUCUCGAACGUUGAGAAUGAACAAGCUGUGCGUGAUCUCUUCCCCGAGGAAGACAAGGCCAAGAUCACAAAGGUUGAGAAGUGGGGCAAAUACAACAACCAUGUCGUCCACUUCGCGACUGUCGAGGAGGCCAAGGCUGCUCUCGAUCGCCAGCCUGCCGAGCACAAGAAGCCUACCCCUGCCGGUCAGCCCCGUAAGCCCAACAUCAAGUUCUUCGAAGACCGAGGCAGCCACCGCGGCAAUGCCGGUACGUGGCAGAGCAGCAACCGUGGUGCCAACGCCCCCCAGCGCGGGUACCAGAGCGGAGGUGCCAGUGACAGCGAGACUAACCGCGGACGUGGAUUCCGUGGCCGAGGUGGUGCUAGCCGCGGCGACCGGGGCGGACGGGGCGGCCGUGGUGGUCGCGGUGGGUUCAACAAGGGAGGCGCUCCGACUUCAGACUCGGGACCAGGCGACAAGCCCGCUGCGACUGGAGGCGACGCUUGA